UCCGCCGCCGCGGGGGGUACGUGUGCUCGCUCCGCCAUGCCGCUCCACUCUCUGCGCACUGCUGCGCUCCUGGCUAUCGGAACCUUUCCGCACCUACUGUCGACCCACAGCGACAGUUGAAUAGUAAAUAUGGACGUGCGCGACGUAAAUAUCCGACUUUCAUUCAUCAGACUUUGACAAGUGAUCAAAAUGAUAUGGACACAGUGGUUAAAAUGAUAAUUAACGUGAUAUUGUUUUGUUUUGUGAUGGGCGCGGCGCUCACGGAGGCGCCGGACGCGGACGCCUGUUUUCGUGUGUCCGGAGUGAACGGUUCCCUGGAGUGCGACGUGCGGGCCCUGUCCGCGGACCGGGACAUCGGUUCGAUGCACUCGGACGGCGCCGAGCGGCUCGCGCUCCGCUGCGGCCCGCUGCUGGCCGAGAGCACCCUGCGCGACCACCACUUCAGCAGGAUGCACGGCUUGGCGGAGAUCUCCAUCGCCAACUGCAAGAUACUCCGUCUGCCCGGCAACGUGUUCGAGGGACUACGGGGCUUGAAGUCCCUCAAAAUACGCUCCAUGAACAAUGACUGGGGCCCCAAUAAGGAACUCGAGCUGUCUCUGGGCGCCUUCAACGGUCUGAGAGAACUGCACACGCUAGAUUUAGGAUUUAAUAAUAUUAGGAAAAUCCCUUCGGACUUGUUCUGUGCUUUGGAAAAUAUUAUCUCGCUUAAUCUUACGCGGAAUAAAUUAAAAUUUGUGGAUGAACUCGGUUUCGGACAUAAGUGCGGUUCGACUUUACAAACAAUAGAUUUAAGCUACAACGACAUCAUGGCUUUGCCGGCCGACUCGGAGAUCCUCCACCUAAGGAGGCUCACGCAGCUGUUUUUGCAAAACAAUAAGAUAAAUGAGCUGCCGGGCGAAGUGUUCAGCGACCUGCUAUCAUUAAAAGUUGUGAACCUAUCCGACAACGCAAUAAAUUAUUUACCGGAAGGCUUAUUUUCCAAUACGAGAGAAAUUCGAGAGAUUUAUAUGCAGAAUAAUGAGCUGGAAACUUUACCCAAGAGGAUAUUUAAUCGGUUGGAACAAUUGCUCGUUUUAGAUCUUUCGGCGAAUAAAUUGAAGGGCGACCGCAUAGAAGAUGAAACGUUCGGUGGUCUAAUAAGAUUAGUGGUGCUCGACUUGUCGCACAACGCCGUGGGGCGCGUGGCCGCGCACAUGGUGAAGGACCUGUUCUUCCUGCAGAUCCUCAACCUCGGCAACAACAGCAUCGCGCACAUCGACGACAACGCCUUCGCCCCGCUCUUCAACCUCCACACCCUCAAUCUCGGACAAAACAAACUCCAAGCCAUCGAGGAACACGUCUUCAACGGACUAUUUAUACUAAACAAACUCAAUCUUAAUAACAAUUUAUUAUCGUACAUAAGUGAAAACGCUUUCAGAAACUGUUCCGAUUUAAAAGAGUUAGAUCUCAGUUCUAAUAAGUUAACGAGCAUUCCCGAGGCGAUUUUGCAGUUGCCGUUCUUGAAAUCUUUAGACUUGGGGGAGAAUUUGCUAACUGAAAUUAAAAAUAAUUCAUUCCACAAUCUCUCACAGUUGACCGGUUUGCGUUUAAUAGAUAACCAAAUAGGAAACCUUACAGCUGGUAUGUUUUGGGGUUUGACAAGUUUACAAGUGCUCAAUAUGGCAAAAAAUAAAAUACAGUCCAUCGAGACCGAAACCUUUCAAAAGAACACGCAAUUGGAAGCCGUCCGAUUGGAUAGCAACUUCAUUUCAGAUAUAAACGGAGUGUUUGUGUCGUUGACAAAAUUGCUGUGGCUAAAUCUAUCAGAAAACCAUUUGGUCUGGUUCGAUUACGCUUUCGUACCCGCCAGUUUAAAAUGGCUCGAUAUUCACGCUAACUUUAUAGAAAUUCUCGGAAACUAUUAUAAAAUUCAGAACGAACUGCAGGUCAAAACUUUAGACGCGAGCCAUAAUCGAUUAGUGGCCAUAUCGCCGAUGUCUAUACCAAAUAGCGUCGAACUUCUGUUUAUAAAUAACAAUUUUAUAGCCAGCGUGGAAACGGACACAUUCCUUCAAAAGAGAAAUCUUUCUCGAGUCGAUAUGUAUACCAAUGAGAUCGAAAGUUUGGAGUUGAACAGCUUGCGGCUCGCGAGAGUGGCCGACGAUCGCGCCCUGCCGGAGUUUUACAUUAGCGGCAACCCAUUCCGCUGUGAUUGCACGAUGAAAUGGCUUCUCCUCAUCAACUCACUGAAUUCCCGGGAAUAUCCGCGAGUCAUGGACCUAGAAAAUGUAAUUUGCAAGGAAUCCUACGUUCGCGGGGUGAAAUACCUCCCUGUCAGCUCUCUGCAUAUCAAAGACUUCUUAUGUAAGUUCGAGACUCACUGCCCGGAGGGCUGUAAUUGCUGCGAUUCCAUAAACUGUGACUGCAAAACCGUCUGCCCUAAAAACUGCUCUUGUUAUCACGACUCGACCAAGUCGACGAGCGUUAUCGAUUGUUCUUUAAAACAACUAAAAUUAGUUCCACUUAACUUUCCUUCGGACUCAACUCAUGUAUAUUUAGACGGAAAUGUUUAUAAUGAAUUAAAUGGGACUGUUUUCGAUCCGAUGCCUAAAGCGGUCGUUCUUUAUUUGAACUCUAGUAACAUCGCGCAUAUCGAAAAUGAUACGUUCAACCGGUUGAGCGAGCUGCGUAUAUUGCACCUCGACAAUAACAGACUGACGCGACUACGCGGGCUCGAAUUUGCAAAGUUGAGCAACUUGAAAGAAUUGUAUCUGCAGAAUAACAUAAUAGAACACAUUUCAAACGAAACUUUUUAUUCCUUGACAGCUCUGGAAGUUUUACGCUUGGACGGAAACAGACUCGUGAAUUACGGACUGUGGCACUUAGACAAUAACAAAAAGUUGCAAACGCUCUUCGUGGGCGGGAAUCGUUGGUCUUGCGACUGUAAAUAUUUACAAGGUUUUUUGACGUACAUAUCGCAGAACGUAGAAAAAGUUGUGGAUAUCGGUAGCGUGUGGUGUGUGAACGGGCCCGAGCCGGCGAGGAAGCCUUUGAAUCUAAAUGUCACGGUCUGCAGCGAAAUAAGCGAUAGCUCUGUGAUAAGCGCUUUCUUCGUGUCCAACAACCUGCCAUUAGUGGCGUCCGCGCUGACGGGGUUCAUGCUUAUUUUAUUGAUACUAGUGCUAGCGUUUACGUUUAGAUACGCGUGUAGAAUGUGGUUGUUCUCCAAUUGUGGGAUCAAAUUGUCGCCUCUGGCGGGAGCGUUCGAGGACGCGGAUAAACUUUACGACGCGUACGUCUGCUACAGUCCUAAAGACGAAGAGUUUGUUAUCGAGUCCUUAGCUAGAGAGCUCGAGAACGGUUACCCGUCUUACCAUCUUUGUUUACAUUAUCGCGACGUCCCUCAGUUUGAGGCGACAUACGCGCAGUUUCCUGAUUUGGUAGUCGAGGCGACCGAAGCCUCUCGUCGCAUAAUCGUAGUCCUAACAAAGAACUUCAUCUCGACCGAGUGGUCACAGUUGGAGUUCCGGCAGGCGCUGCAGCGGGCGCUGAGAAAGAAUCCACAUAAAUUAAUAAUAGUCGCCGCGGGCCUCGUCCCACGAGACCCGGAAUUGAAGUCAUAUUUCAAAACGGGUUUGGAGAUAACGUGGAAAGAGAAACGUUUCUGGGAGAGAUUACGUUACGCGAUGCCGAUGUCCAAACGGCGCAGUCACAAGUUGAAGCGUCUUAAUUACGGGAGGAGUUCAAACACGUACACGAUGGACGCGUCGGUGCUGAACAGCACGUGCCAGACGCUGUGCGGCAAGUCUGCCACGUCGGCCGAGCGCUCGCCGGCCGACCGCCCGCUGUCCGAGCACAUCUACUCCACCAUCGACUCCGACUACUCCUCUCAAGACUACCACUCGCGCCACCAUCAGCCGCACUCUGUGGUGAUGCAACACACUGUGCAGACCUAUCUCGUGUAAACUGAAUAUUGGCUGUGUUAAUGAGAUAAAUACCGACCUACUUUAUAGAUUAAUAUGCAUUAAAAUACGUGAUGCUGAUGGCACUUUUAGCAAUAACAAAGCAGUUUAACAAUUCACUGGCUCGAAAU
Molecule: messenger RNA, 4072 nt
Organism: Leguminivora glycinivorella
Lineage: Eukaryota; Metazoa; Arthropoda; Insecta; Lepidoptera; Tortricidae
Product: toll-like receptor 7
Exons: 1
Coding region: 195-3944 (1249 amino acids)
Biological process (GO): signal transduction
Molecular function (GO): protein binding
Source: RefSeq, a predicted model, not a curated record